AUGCACUGGGCCGUGUCCUCCUUUCUGCUGUGCGCCACGCUUACGUCACCGGCGUUGCUGGCAACCGCUGCUGCGGCCAAGGACGCCGCCCCUUCGGCGCAGCUCACGGUUCAGGACACGAUGAACGAGGUCCGUCAGGUGCUGCCGGUGUUCGGGCGCAUGCUGCGGCCGGCGUUGCAGUCUGCGCUGGAUCUCCUGAGCCAGCACGUCAGCUACAACGUGCUGGGAGCCCUGGCCGUGCUGCUCACCAGCGCGGCUACGCUGGUCUUCUGGUUCCCGGGUACGCUCGGCUACGUCGGAUUCACGCCGGCGGGCGUCGUGUGGCCGGCGGUGACGCUGAGUAGCACGUUCCGGCCGCUGCCCUACGUGCGUCUGGCCGUCAACGUGAGCCUGCUGACGACGGCCCCAGACGCCAUGGCAACUCCCGCCGAACCCACGCCCGUCCUCGAGGCCGCCACACGUCGCCACGGCUGGUAUGGCAACCGCAGCGAGGACAGCGUCUCGGCGCGCUUCGACGCCGUGCUGAAGCGCUACAACGUGGACCCCGACGCCUGCCUCAAGGUAGCCAUGUGCUCCGUGGGGCGCCUCGGCGCCGAUCGCGGCGACGGGGUGCAGAGCAAGCAGCGCCGCCAAGCCGGCCCUGUCGAGGUUCUCGACUCCAUGCUCAGCUUGACGUUCAUGGACGAGGUGUUGCUGAGCCGCAGCCUACGGAGCGCGCGCCAAGUGGGGGAGGCAGGCGGCGACUGCGACGCCUUCAACCACGGCGGCCGCUGUCCUUUCAACGCGGCUGCUUGGAGAGUCCUGCUGUCCACCAUCAACCGGUCGCUAGCAUAACGCGACACCGUUGUCGCCUUGCCUUACGACGUCAACCCUGGAGAGGAGAUGCGCCCAAUCCUGCGGCCUUUUGGCACCGA
Messenger RNA from Dermacentor silvarum, 914 nucleotides. RefSeq lists its product as uncharacterized. The coding region runs from base 1 to 834 and encodes 277 amino acids. The record is from RefSeq and is a predicted model, not a curated record. Lineage: Eukaryota; Metazoa; Arthropoda; Arachnida; Ixodida; Ixodidae. The transcript is spliced from 5 exons.